Messenger RNA from Empidonax traillii (willow flycatcher), 2058 nucleotides. RefSeq names its product TAL bHLH transcription factor 1, erythroid differentiation factor (gene TAL1). Gene Ontology annotation, molecular function: DNA-binding transcription factor activity, RNA polymerase II-specific; protein dimerization activity; RNA polymerase II cis-regulatory region sequence-specific DNA binding. The record is from RefSeq and is a predicted model, not a curated record. NCBI's taxonomy places the organism in Eukaryota, Metazoa, Chordata, Aves, Passeriformes, Tyrannidae. Bases 518 to 1459 code for a protein of 313 amino acids. Gene Ontology annotation, biological process: regulation of transcription by RNA polymerase II. The transcript has 5 exons.
UGCAGUGUCUUUUUAAGAGCAUCUAAGCACACACACAUAAAAAGCUAGAAGGCAUGCAUUCCGGAGUUAUUCCUAUGCAUAUCCCUGCAAUAAUUUUCCGCUUUCCUUCGAUAAAAUUGCCAAAUAAUAAUGAAUCAUUUCAUAAAUAAUGGGUUUAGAAGCUUAUCAGGGCAGGCGGGCCACUGCUGGGGUUUUAUCUCUCUCGGCCACAUUGCAGUAGUGUUCCGCUCUCCAUACUAAAUAGGAAACUGGACGUGAUGUGGAAUUAGAGCCUACCCAGCUGAAGCCACCCAACACUUACUACAAAUAUAGCCGCGAUGCGUAGGCCACAAAAUGGCUCCACUCACUUUUCCCAAUGAAAAGCAAAUGGAUUUAGCAGUUUUAUCCCGAUGCGGGUGUCCUUCCUCUCUGUAAAGUCGUAAGUACCUUGAGGUGGGAGGAGUAAAUUCAGCCUGACACUGAGAGCGCUUUUGUUGAAACAGGAGAGACUUGCGGUGUCCCUACUUAAAUAUGACACAUGACGAUGGACAGGCCGCCCGCCCCGCCGCCCCCCAGUGACCCCCGCGAUGCCCGCCCCCCCCGGCGGCAGGACUCGGAAGCGGAGACCACGAGCGAGCCGGAGAGCAGCCGCGGGGGCAUGGAGGCGCCGGCGGACCCCCAGCUGCUGCUCAACGGGGCGUCCAAGGAGGCGGGCCGGCCCUCCCCCGGGCCCCCCGCCGCCCCUGUGCCCGUCAUCGAGCUGGUGCGCAGGGGGGGCUCCCUGGACAUAAAAGGCCGGGAGGCGGCGGGAGAGGCGAUGCAGAGAGCGCCGGGUGCCGAGCCGUGCCGCGCCGCCGAGGCCGCCUGCGAGGCCCGCAUGGUGCAGCUGAGUCCCCCCGCGCUCCCGCUGCAGCCCCACGGCAGGGCCAUGCUCUACAACCUGGGCCAGCCGCUGGCCACCAUCAACAGCGGAUUUUUCGGCGAACCGGACUCCUUCUCCAUGUACGGCAGCAACCGGGUGAAGCGGAGACCGUCUCCGUACGAGAUGGAGAUCACCGACGGUCCUCACACGAAAGUGGUCCGCCGCAUUUUUACCAACAGCCGGGAGAGGUGGAGACAGCAGAACGUCAACGGGGCCUUCGCAGAGCUCCGCAAGCUCAUCCCCACCCACCCUCCUGACAAAAAACUGAGCAAGAACGAGAUCUUGCGCCUGGCUAUGAAGUACAUCAACUUCCUGGCCAAGCUGCUCAACGACCAGGAGGAGGAAGGAAACCAAAGGGGCAAAGCGAACAAAGACUCUGGGAUAGUCCAGGAAGACCUCCUGCAGGACAUGUUGUCUCCUAACUCUAGCUGUGGAAGCUCCUUGGACGGGGCGGCGAGCCCGGACAGCUUCACGGAAGAGCACGAAGCGCUGGACUCGAAGCACACGCGGAGCCUGCACCACGCCAUCCUCCCUGUAGAAGGCAAUGCGCAGCGGUGAUGACCUUGGCACUGCUCCCGAAGCACCGAGGGGGUUGGGGGGGAGAGGCAAGACCCGAGCGUGAGGAUGCCGGAACUUGUGCUCGUUGGGAUCUGUGACUCUGCCUUUCCCCUGGGGAGCUCGGGCUCCCCACUCUCCCCCAGCCCGGCGUGUUGGCUGAGGACGAGGCCAACCCGGACGGACGCUCAGUAAAUAGGUACGUGAUCGUACAAAGAAGAAAAGCAUUGAAGUCGUCUUCAUUGUACAUACUGCUCGUGACGUGACCCUGAGGAGGGGGAGGAGACGUGGCCAGCGCCUCUCCAGCAUUUAGAGGGCUUUCAGACCACGUGAUGACCACCGCUUUUUAAACAGUCGCCUGGUUGAGGCGUGAAACUCCUCUUUCACUGCUGGCAGAGGCCACUGACGCUUUCCUGCUCCACGUGGUGCUGGAGACUGCUGCAUCAUGCCAGUGCAGCACUUCUCCAGCCUGUGGCACACACAGCUGGUCUGAACAGGAGCUGGGGCCUCAUGUUCCUGUUGUCCGAGAGCUUUUGACUGUAUCUUUUUAAAGAGGUGCAAAAAUACCCUCAGCAAAAGAACUAUUAAAAGGAUUAAGACUA